Messenger RNA from Habropoda laboriosa, 945 nucleotides. RefSeq names its product zinc metalloproteinase nas-13. Gene Ontology annotation, biological process: proteolysis. The transcript has 5 exons. Gene Ontology annotation, molecular function: zinc ion binding; metalloendopeptidase activity. The record is from RefSeq and is a predicted model, not a curated record. The coding region runs from base 1 to 945 and encodes 314 amino acids. NCBI's taxonomy places the organism in Eukaryota, Metazoa, Arthropoda, Insecta, Hymenoptera, Apidae.
AUGGUGUUGGUGUCGGUGUUGAUGAUGGUAACAAUGGGAAUCGGAGCCAAUUCGAAAGCGACAGAUCCAAGUAUCCGGCGAAAAAUUGUCCCUCCGACGCCGAAAUUUCAAGGCACAUUCGGCGAAAGCCACCAGCAUCAGACCAUCGCGAAUCGUGUAAGAUCUUGGAGAAGAACGGACAAAGAGAACGUUUGGGAACUGAGCGGCUUGUACGAAGGAGAUAUGAUGCUCGACGAGGAGGAGAAGGAGCAGCAGGAUGGUGCUGGAAAGAAUGGAUUAUCGAAUACGAUGUUUCGUUGGUCGGGUGGGCUUGUACCUUAUUACAUAAAGGAGGAGGAUUUUGAUGAGGAGGACGUCGAAUUAAUCGAAGGUGCUAUAAAGGAGUAUCACAAGAAUACGUGUAUACGAUUUCGUCCUUAUCGGAAAACCGAUAAGGAUUACAUCACUAUAGAAGGAAAAUCGUCAGGCUGUUGGUCCCUAGUUGGUAGACACGAUCAUGGACAAGUAGUGAAUUUGCAGAACCCAGGGUGCGUACACCAUGGUGUGAUUGUGCAUGAGCUUAUGCACGCGUUAGGCUUUUAUCAUCAACAAAGUGCCGCGGAUCGCGACCAAUGGGUUACGAUCAAUUGGGAAAACGUAAAGUCAGGCAAGGAGCACAACUUUAACAAGUACGACAAUCAGACGGUCACAGACUAUGGAAUCGGUUACGAUUACACCAGCGUAAUGCAUUACAGUUCGCAUGCGUUUUCAAGAAACGGCGAACCAACUAUUACGCCGAAAAAGGAAAAGGUGAAACUUGGCCAACGAAAAGGACUCAGUGGAAAGGAUAUGCUAAAGUUGCAAGAAAUGUAUAAAACGGAAUGUCACGACCGAGAAGUCCAGGGAAACGUGGAUAGCAACGAUUCAUCGGACGAUGUGUCCAUCGAUUGGAUAUAUUUAAUUUAG